This is a messenger RNA of Artibeus jamaicensis (Jamaican fruit-eating bat), 954 nucleotides long. RefSeq names its product olfactory receptor 1361. Gene Ontology annotation, cellular component: membrane. Gene Ontology annotation, molecular function: olfactory receptor activity; G protein-coupled receptor activity. The transcript has a single exon. Gene Ontology annotation, biological process: G protein-coupled receptor signaling pathway. NCBI's taxonomy places the organism in Eukaryota, Metazoa, Chordata, Mammalia, Chiroptera, Phyllostomidae. The record is from RefSeq and is a predicted model, not a curated record. The coding region runs from base 1 to 954 and encodes 317 amino acids.
AUGGCAGACAUGGACAGAAGAAAUCAGACCAGCAUCUAUGAAUUUCUUCUCAUGGGCCUCUCUGAGCACCCAGAGCAGCAGCUUCUCCUGUUCGGGCUCUUCCUGGGCAUGUACCUGGUUGCCGUCCUGGGAAACCUGCUCAUCAUUCUGGCCAUCAGCUCUGACGUGCAACUUCACACCCCCAUGUACAUCUUCCUGGCCAACUUGUCCUUUUCUGACAUUGGUUUCAUCUCUACAGUGAUUCCCAAGAUGCUAGAUAAUAUUGGCUCAGGAAGUAAACUCAUUUCUUACCAUGAAUGCCUUACACAACUGUAUUUCUUUGGCUUAUUUGCAGAUCUGGAUAACUUUCUCCUGGCUGUGAUGGCACUUGACCGCUAUGUAGCCAUCAGCCACCCUCUGCAUUAUGCCAUGAGCAUGAACGCCCAACGCUGUAUCCUGUUGGUGGGUGGGGCAUGGGUGGUCACUACCCUCCAUGCCCUAGUGCAUACCCUCCUAGUGACCAGGCUCUCUUUCUGUGGCCCCAAUAUCAUCCCCCAUUUCUUCUGUGAUCUGGUCCUCCUCCUGAAGCUGGCCUGCUCCAGUACUUAUGUGAAUAACCUGAUGCUCUUCCUUGUGGCAGGAACACUGCUAAUUGGACCCUUUGUCUGCAUCCUUACAUCUUACUUUUACAUUGCAUUGGCUGUUCUAAGGAUUGAUUCCCCAAAGGGUAAGCAAAAGGCCUUCUCCAACUGUACCUCCCACCUCUCUGUGGUCUCUCUGUUCUACGGUACAGCUAUUGGGGUCUAUUUAUGUCCUCCAUCAUCCUCCUCAGAUGGAAAGGACAGAGUUUUCUCAGUGAUGUAUACCGUGGUCACCCCCAUGCUGAACCCUUUCAUCUACAGCCUGAGAAACAGGGAUAUGAAGGAGGCCCUGGGAAAACUACUCAGAAGAAAAACACUCCAAAAGUCUUUUUAG